AUGGGCGUCACAUUUUCGUCCUUGCUCGACAGAGUCUGGUUUUGGCGGCGUGAUGUGCCGCUGCGCAUUUUGAUGCUUGGUCUGGACAGUGCGGGGAAGACGACAAUUUUAUACCGCUUGCAGCUUGGAAACGUCAUUUCCACGAUACCCACGAUCGGAUUUAAUGUUGAGUCUGUCGAAUACAAAAAUAUCCAAAUGCAAGUGUGGGAUUUGGGCGGACAGUCGAGCAUUCGACCCUACUGGCGGUGUUACUUUGCCGAUACAGCCGCAAUUAUUUAUGUUGUUGAUGCGACAGAUGAGGAGCGUCUUCCAAUUGCACGCAAGGAGCUACUUGCGAUGCUGGCUGAGGAGGAGCUUACGGGGUGCAAGCUGUUAGUCUUUGCAAACAAGCAAGAUGUGCCCGGCGCUUUGGACGAAGGCCAGGUGGGCGCUGCAUUGGGGCUCAACGAACUGCGCGAUCGGCAAUGGAGUAUUUUUCGCAGCAGUGCGAAAAAUGGGACGGGGCUUCAUGAAGGACUUGAUUGGCUUGUCGAGGCAUUGCGAAGUCAUUGA
Molecule: messenger RNA, 552 nt
Organism: Malassezia vespertilionis
Lineage: Eukaryota; Fungi; Basidiomycota; Malasseziomycetes; Malasseziales; Malasseziaceae
Gene: ARL1
Product: Arf GTPase arl1
Exons: 4
Coding region: 1-552 (183 amino acids)
Biological process (GO): intracellular protein transport; vesicle-mediated transport
Cellular component (GO): cytoplasm; Golgi apparatus
Molecular function (GO): GTP binding; GTPase activity
Source: RefSeq, a predicted model, not a curated record